ACCCGUAGGUCGGAUUCUCUGGAUAAGGCACCGGAAGUGACCGCCUCGCGGCUGCUUCCUCUCCUGGAGUCCAGAGUGCCGCUGCUCCGCCGCGAUAUUCAGUAAACCACUGGGAGUCCGGCAGCAUGGAGGCAGCGCGCCCUCCCCCGACGGCAGGGAAGUUCGUGGUGGUCGGCGGCGGCAUCGCGGGCGUCACUUGUGCGGAGCAGUUGGCUACUCACUUUCCAUCAGAAGAUAUUCUCUUGGUAACAGCUUCUCCUGUUAUUAAAGCAGUUACAAAUUUCAAGCAGAUUUCUAAAAUAUUGGAAGAAUUUGAUGUUGAAGAACAAUCAAGUACCAUGUUAGGAAAACGCUUUCCCAACAUUAAGGUUAUAGAAUCUGGCGUAAAGCAACUGAAGAGUGAAGAACACUGCAUUGUAACAGAAGAUGGCAAUCAGCACGUAUAUAAGAAACUCUGUCUGUGUGCUGGAGCUAAACCAAAGUUGAUAUGUGAAGGAAAUCCUUAUGUAUUAGGAAUCCGUGAUACAGACAGUGCUCAGGAAUUUCAGAAACAGCUUACUAAAGCUAAAAGAAUAAUGAUCAUAGGGAACGGUGGUAUUGCACUUGAGUUAGUGUAUGAAAUUGAAGGCUGUGAAGUGAUUUGGGCCAUUAAAGAUAAAGCUAUAGGGAAUACUUUCUUCGAUGCAGGAGCAGCUGAAUUCUUGACUUCAAAGCUCAUUGCUGAAAAAUCAGAGGCUAAAAUUGCACAUAAAAGAACCAGAUAUACAACUGAAGGAAGGAAAAAGGAAGCUAGAAGCAAAUCUAAAGCAGAUAAUGUAGGCAGCGCAUUGGGACCAGAUUGGCAUGAGGGCUUGAAUCUUAAAGGAACAAAAGAGUUUUCUCAUAAGAUUCACCUUGAAACUGUGUGUGAAGUAAAGAAAAUCUACCUUCAGGAUGAGUUUAGAAUUUUGAAGAAAAAGUCCUUCACUUUUCCAGGAGACCAUAAGUCAGUUACAGCUGAUACAGAGAUGUGGCCUGUCUAUGUGGAAUUGACCAAUGAAAAGAUAUAUGGCUGCGAUUUCAUUGUCAGUGCUACAGGAGUUACACCAAAUGUAGAACCUUUUCUCCAUGGUAACAGUUUUGAUCUAGGAGAAGAUGGUGGCCUGAAAGUGGAUGAUCAUAUGCACACAUCCCUUCCUGAUAUCUAUGCUGCCGGUGACAUCUGUACUACAUCCUGGCAGCUGAGCCCAGUCUGGCAGCAGAUGAGGCUGUGGACCCAGGCUAGACAGAUGGGAUGGUAUGCAGCAAAGUGCAUGGCUGCAGCGAGUUCAGGAGACUCUAUUGACAUGGAUUUCAGCUUUGAACUGUUUGCUCAUGUGACAAAAUUUUUUAACUAUAAGGUUGUACUGCUGGGAAAAUACAAUGCACAGGGCUUAGGUUCAGAUCAUGAAUUAAUGCUGAGAUGUACCAAAGGACAAGAAUACAUCAAAGUCGUCAUGCAAAAUGGACGAAUGAUGGGAGCUGUCUUAAUUGGUGAAACUGAUUUAGAAGAAACAUUUGAAAACCUAAUCUUAAACCAAAUGAAUCUUUCAUCAUAUGGAGAAGAUCUUCUAGAUCCAAAUAUUGAUAUAGAAGAUUAUUUUGACUAAAAAUGGAAUUUCUUCAGGAAUCAUAUAAAGUUCCAAAUGACACCAGAAAAAUCACAAGUCAAUAAAAUGAAUGACUGUAUUGAGUUAAUGAUGACCACACUGAAAAUUACAGAAGUGAUAAUGAUAUUAGUGGAAAAAUAUAAAAACAUAAAUUCUAAGUUUGAAAUCAGUUCAAAGUUUAUUUAUAGAUAUAUCUUUCCAAUACAACACUGACCGCUUAGAUAAAAAUCUUAAGUUAUUUAUUUCUGUGUUUUAAACAUAAAUAUGUUUACUUGUGAUUUAGCUUUGGAGCAAAUUUAGGUAAGUUAUCUACUUAGCCAAAUGUACUCUAGUAGACUAGAACCAUUCUUUGUGAAAUGUCAAAAUAUGGCUAUGGUUUCAGGAACUUUAAAAUCGGUUGUAUUUUACUUUAAAUAGAGAUGUAGCAAUAUCUCGUUUGCUAAUAUUUAUAUUGAUGACUUACUCCUUUUUUGUUGAAUUGUACUUCUGGUUUUAUAACCUGAAAUCAUCUACAAGCUUGUCCAACUGUAGCCCACGGGUCUAAUGCAGCCCAGAACAGCUUUGAAUGCAGCCCAACACAAAUCUGUAAACUUUCUUAAAACAUGAGAUUUUUCUUGCAAUUUUUUUUUUUUUUAAGCUCAUCAGCUAUCGUCAGUGUUAGCAUAUUUUAUGUGCGGCCCAAGACAAUUCUUCUUCCAAUGUGGCUCAGGGAAGCCAAAAGAUUGGACAUCCCUGAUCUACAUAUUUAACUUAAAGUAUCACUCAGUGAACUUCUGUCAGUGUAAUAUUGCUUUCAAAAAGAUGGUUAUGUCAAAAGAAAAAAUACAGCUAAGUAUAUAAAGGCAUAAAAAACUUAAGACAAUUAUAUGAACUUAUUCUCAAAUAUUUUACAUUUUUUGUAAACUUUCUUAAAACAUGAGAUUUUUCUUGCAAUUUUUUUUUUUUUAAGCUCAUCAGCUAUCAUCAGUGUUAGCAUAUUUUAUGUGCGGCCCAAGACAAUUCUUCUUCCAAUGUGGCUCAGGGAAGCCAAAAGAUUGGACAUCCCUGAUCUACAUAUUUAACUUAAAGUAUCACUCAGUGAGCCUUGUCAGUAUAAUAUUGCUUUCAAAAAGAUAGUUAUGUGAAAAGAAAAAAUAUAGCUAAGUAUAUAAAGGCAUAAAAAACUUAAGACGAUUAUAUGAACUUAUUCUCAAAUAUUUUACAUUUAAAGGGUUUUACAUAAAAAUUUUUCCCUUGUUUUAUACUGGAAAAUUAUAUAAUUCAUGAUCUCUAAUUUUCAAACAUUCUCAAAAGUUUAGAUCUUCAGAGAUAAGCUCUGAAAAUAUAGAUCCAUACAUAUAAAAUAUCUAUGAAAUUCUUUUAAAAACUUGUCUAACUACAAAAAUAAUGGCAUAUACAUGCAUAAACCAUCUUUAAUUAGAAAAUUUAGUAACAUUCAUGUCAGGCAUCAUCGAUUUUUCUUUUCUUAGCUCCUGUAUUCUUAGAACCAGAUUGCUGAAGCAUGUUUGCAGCCUUCUUCUGGAAGUUGCCUGAAUUUUUUUCCUCCAUCUUUUUAUCACCUUGUUCAGAAUGACAAGUUUGAGACGAUUCAGCCUACAAAAAAAAAAAUAACAAAGCAAGCACCUUGGUAAAAAUCCAGCUAUUCAGUUUUCUCAUGAGAUUAAAUAUUUCAAAAUAUUCUUUCUGUAUCAGUUGGCUUUUUAAGUAUACAGGGGUCUAGUUUUUUAUCUACAAAUUUCUAUUCAAAUAUGAGCUCUAUUUUGAAUAAAAGGGGCUACGUUGUGAGAGAAGUUCUAAAGACCUCAAAUGUCCUUAGACACAAUGGCACUUGACAUGCUUUUGCAGACUUGAUAGUAUUUGGUUUAAAACAGUGGUUUCUAACCACUGGAACAGCAGAAACAGACUUCUCAACUAUUAGUAAUCACAACCAAAUAAGAGCAGAGUGCAUAACAAAAUUAGAUAUUCAAACGGAGUCCUCCCACUCCAAGAAACUGGAAACCCCUAGUUUAUGUUAAAAGGCCAGUCUAAAUUCUUUCACUUAUAUCUUUACAGAAAACUAUAUUUUCUCUCUUCCAUACCCAGAAAUCUAAUCAGAAAACUGACUUUUCUCAUGUUCAACUGGACCUAGGGGAAUAUGACAGAAAAGCAUCCCAUAGGCUUUAAUAUACUUUUUAAAAUAUAUAAAACAAAAUUAAUAGCCAUUUACCCUGAAGGAGUUCUGCGUGGACUUUGUCACUUGCAUAGUAAUAGCAUGUGCCUCAUUGUUCAGAAGAUUAGCUUUAGGUCCUAUUUUCAAAUACGAAAUGGUAGCAUAAGCUGUAAAACUGUAGUCUUCUCUGCAGAAAAUAAAGGCCAACAAUAAGAAAGCUUUUGAAGGAAUCAGAAAACAAAUUUAUAAAAGAAAUAACUAUAUGCGCAGUAAUUUUUAACACAUUGACUUGAAAUAAUAAAAUUUACAAGAAUGCAAAUAAAGUCUUUAAAGAAAA
This is a messenger RNA of Pan troglodytes (chimpanzee), 4114 nucleotides long. RefSeq names its product pyridine nucleotide-disulphide oxidoreductase domain 1 (gene PYROXD1). NCBI's taxonomy places the organism in Eukaryota, Metazoa, Chordata, Mammalia, Primates, Hominidae. The record is from RefSeq and is a predicted model, not a curated record. Gene Ontology annotation, molecular function: oxidoreductase activity. The coding region runs from base 126 to 1628 and encodes 500 amino acids. The transcript has 12 exons.